Messenger RNA from Exophiala mesophila, 1485 nucleotides. RefSeq lists its product as uncharacterized. The record is from RefSeq and is a predicted model, not a curated record. Bases 292 to 936 code for a protein of 214 amino acids. Gene Ontology annotation, molecular function: RNA binding. NCBI's taxonomy places the organism in Eukaryota, Fungi, Ascomycota, Eurotiomycetes, Chaetothyriales, Herpotrichiellaceae. The transcript has 4 exons.
CCAACAAGGGCCAUCGUCAUCACCAACCAGCGACUUGAGUUUCAAAAUAUUUCACUCUCUCUCACCUCAACCAACGUUUCCCAUUUCUACCUUCUGUCUUCAUUGCCAAUUUCCCACAUCACCCCAGCACCGCUUACAUUCAAUCUUCUCAACGUCGGCCUGAGCCCGCAUUUCCUAAGUUUCGACUUGUAGCCUCGAGCAAAUCCCUGGUACACACAACUACCAUCUAAUCUUUCACAACCCCUCGAACCUAAUCUACCGAGUCGUCCAAUUCGAGUCCACACGAUCGAGAUGCCUGAAGAUGCUGAAGUCAAGGACGACCGUCGCGAUGACAAGGAGGAAGUCGCUGAUGAAGAGGAAGAGAUCGCAGCCAUGAAGCGUCGUGUAGCCGAGAUGGAAUCUGAAGCUGCCAAGUUACGGGAGAUGCAGAGUUCGCUCGAUCCGCACGCCGAAGGAGUGCAACGCGAAGACCGAGAAGAUGUCGACGCGCGCAGCAUUUUCGUGGGCAAUGUCGACUACGCUGCUACUCCCGAAGAGAUCCAGGCACAUUUUGCCAGUGGCCCAGGCAGCAUCAACCGAGUCACAAUCUUACUGGACAAGUUUACUGGUCAUCCAAAGGGGUAUGCUUAUGUGGAGUUUUCAGACGCUGGGUUGGUGGCUCCGGCACUCAUUCUUAAUGAGAGUGUUUUCCAUGGCCGCAACCUCAAGGUCGUCCCCAAGCGAACCAAUCUUCCUGGAAUGACUAGAGGUCGCGGAAGAGGUGGUCCCCGUGGCGCAGGCCGAGGCGGAUAUCCUGGAGGUGGUCGAGGAGGUUAUGGAGGUGGUGGCUACGGCGGUGGCAGCUCAUAUGGCGGUAGCGGAUUCGGAAGUCCUCGAGGAGCGCCAAGAGGAGGUAGUAGCUUUCGAGGUCGAGGUCGCGGUUAUGCACCUUACUAAGGGACGGUGAAGCUGAUGUCUAUUCAGCCUGCGACACAAUUGCAAGCGACUGUGAUGGCGGCCUCUAUCAAGGGGUAUAAGACCUACAGGUUAGCGCUACCAUGACCCAUGUGCUGUGCUACUGGGACACGACGUGUCGAUGACAACCACCCAUUGACGGGAUCAAGGGAAUGAUCGUUUGCAUAAGGACAUCUCGCCGGAGCGGCCAGAGUGACUAGGAGAUGGAUGUUGGCAGACACCAGGAGUAGGCAUGGGUUUAAGAAUUUGCCAACGGGCAUCUCUCCUCACGCGACCUCACGAGUUUAUAUGUGACUAGUAGCAUGCAUCCAAGAGGCCAUGGAAAAUAUAGUCUUGUUGACCGCAAUGAGAUGUGAUUAAUAUAGCGACAGACUUUCAAGACGCACUUCUCGAUUUGGAUCAGCCGAAAGGAAUUCAAUAUCCGACACAUGGGUUGUGUAUGGGAUACAGAGUGGCGACACAUAAGUAAUCAGGCAGAGCGGCUACCGAACUCCAUGGAUAUUCGUUAUCAUAGUCGACUUAAGUACUACC